Gigantopelta aegis is the source of this 5135-nucleotide messenger RNA. RefSeq lists its product as uncharacterized. Gene Ontology annotation, molecular function: nucleic acid binding; zinc ion binding. Bases 1175 to 2188 code for a protein of 337 amino acids. The record is from RefSeq and is a predicted model, not a curated record. The transcript has 2 exons. Lineage: Eukaryota; Metazoa; Mollusca; Gastropoda; Neomphalida; Peltospiridae.
GUGUCAUAAAUAAUAUUAAAUACAGCCUUGGUGACCUGACGUCCAAUUGGGUGAUACAUGUUUCUUCUUGUCUUGACACUCAUACUAGAGGCUAGGAACUGAUACUGGUGUAGUCAGUUUGAUGGUGGUGUGUUUUCAAAUGAUUUCAUAAUAACUAAGACUGUUGAGUGUAACAUAUGGCUGAAUGGUUCAAUAUUAACUUCAUACCGCUCUGGUUCUUUGAGCAGGACAAAAAUGGCAUCAAAAUCCGUUACUAAAACAAUUUGUGAAGAUUUCCUGACAUGCAACAUAUGUUUCAAUAUUUAUGAACAACCAAAACUACUUCCUUGUGUUCACACGUAUUGCUCCGCUUGUUUAGAGAAAUUGUUGAAGAUCUCUGAUAAACGUGGCUCAAUAUUAUGUCCAGAAUGCAGAGGAUGUGUCACCUUACCAAAUAGAACAGUGUCUGACCUAAAAACAAACUUCUUAAUCAAUGGCCUCAUAGAUGUUCUGAAAGCGAAAACCGACCAAGACAGCAAAUGUACAACCUGUAAUCUGAGAGGAAUUACUUCACCUGCCAAAAGUCGCUGUCUGCAUUGUGGAGACUACUUAUGUCCAAGUUGUUCUGAUGGACACAAUGCUUCUUCCACGACUUGGAACCACAAGAAGGUUCUCCUGGAAGACAUCAAGACAGGAUCAUAUGAUACACAACUCAGGAAACUACACAAAUUAACCUGCUUAGAACACAAGGACAAGGACAUAGAGUAUUUCUGUCAGACCUGUGAAACACCUACAUGUCUGACCUGUAUUUUGGUUAAACAUCUUGAUCACAGAUUUCUAACAGUGUCUGAGGCAGUUGCCCUUCAGCGAGACCAACUUGUUUCAUGUGCUGUGAAAAUUAGUGGAAAAGUACAACACUUUGAAGCUGAAAAAGAAAUAGCGGCUGAAAAACGUUUCCCUUGUAAAGAAAAAUAAAGAAGAAGCUACAGCAAAUGUAGAAGACAAAGUAUCAAAUCUGUUGGACAGAAUACGACAUCAAAAGGAGAAUGUGUUAUAUUUGGUGAGCAAUAAAUGUAGUAGUGAAAAGAAGUACUACCAGGCACAAGUGAGAAACCUAAAUUUCAAAAUAUCGUUGUCUAUCAGCUGUUUGGAGUUUUGUAAGAAACUUAUAGAAGACGGCAGAGAAGGGGAGAUUAUGUAUCUAGAACAGGCAGUCACAAAACGUCUUCACGAACUAGCAGAAACACCUUCUUCUGCGAUAGUUUCAGAUAAAACACUGCUAUAUUACAAAGAUGAAAAUGGAUGUAAUCGUGAGUUAAAAGAGUCAAUACAAAACCGCGAGGAUUGUUCACAAGAUGAAUGUACAUCCAUUGUGGGAUCUAAAACACAGGUGACAGUUAAACCACAGUGUAAAAUAUCCUUGCAAUGUGUAAAACGUUUUAGCACGAUGUUCUCAAUCGAUAAAUACUGGCCAGUUGUUAAAGGAAUGGCAGUUUCCGAUAAAACCAUUUUGAUUUCAGACAACGCAAAUCACAAAAUCAAACACAUCUCUCUAACUGGGGUGUUAAAGUUCAGUGCUACCAGUGAAAAUAUUUCUCCAUAUGCAAUAGCUGUGUGUAAAGGAGUCCUUGGUGUCAUUCAUAAGAAUUAUCUUUAUUUAUUUAGCGAAGACAGAAAACUGAUGCAAAAGAUUUUGUUGUGUUCCAUGCUACCCAUUGAAAAAGACUUUACUGUAUGCCUAGCAAAUUACAGAGACGAAGGCUUCAUUGUAGGUUACGUGGGGUUCCAUGGUUUUAGAGUAUAUGAUACGUGUGGAAAACUAAUGAAAAAGAUACCAGUUCAACUUUCAUAUCCUCUUGCACACCUCAGCGUGACCGGAGAAGGAAAUUUCCUUGUCUGUGAAUGGAGAUGGGGAAAUAAGUCUGUUCGAGUUCUUACACCAGAAGGAGAGGAAGUUACUCGGUGUAAAGAAACACAGUUCUGGAGAGCGCACGCCGCGUGCGUUGAUAGAAAUGGUCUGAUUUAUGCUGUAGAUAUGUUUGCAUCCAGCAUAUGGGUGUUUGACAAGGCUGGCACUAGAUUACUUUGUUAUGCAGCAAAGCGAGAUGAAUUGACGAAUCCUGUGAAUCUUGCAUUUGAUGACGACGGUUUACUGUAUGUAGUAAACUACUGCGGAGACAUUAAUGUGUAUAAAACUGUUUUUAAAUAAAUAGUCAAGUGCAGGUUUACAAAUGAUCAAAUUUUAACUAUUGGUCAAUGUUUAGAUAGAAAAUGAAAACGACCAAUUAUAUUUUGGGAAAUCAUAACUGUUUUAGACUGAUGUUACUCAUUUGGACAUGAGCAAUGCUUUGUGAGUCAUUGUUACAGUACUGAUAAUACCAAGAGUACUAUGUGCCUAGAAAUCUAUUUUCGGACACAUACAUCAAUAUUUUUGAAACAAAUGAUAGUAAUAUGUAGGAUACUUCCAUGAAAACUGCAAAAUAAUAAAACGGUUUUGUGCGCAUAGUUUGCUGAAAAACAAUACAACUUAAUACUGACUUGGACUGUCUUAAAAACCAACACUAGUUUUGAACCGAGUUUGUGACAGUACACAAUCUUAACUACCGCUUAAAGUGUUUCUAUAUUUGUAGAAGUCACGGUGGCCGAGUAGAUAGGACGGAUACUUCCGGUUUGGGUUUUGAGAUGGAGGACACGUUUCACUUCGGCUCCCGUUUUGGAAAGUUUUAAAAAGUGUUUUUUAAUUGACAAGGUGUCUGAUUUCGGAUUAUUUUAAAAACCAGUGGAGAGUAGUCUGAGUGGAGAUAUGGAGAAGGAGGAUGUGAAGAAAUUGAUCUACAAGAAGGAAUGCACGGUCGUCGUUGAUGUCGGUGACAAUAGGAAGAUGGCGGCUGGCGACUUGAUACAAUUUCUUAGUGAGCAGGUUGGCGAUGUGAUUCAUGCAUGUGUACCAAAGGGACCUGGCAGGCAUGAAGUGACUGUGGAUGAUGUUGUGCAGGCGAGAAUCAUUUCGAAUAAUGAUUCCUUGGAAGUGAAUGGCAUGAAAAUGAAGACGAAGCUAUUACAUUCGGACAGUGUUGUUGUUUCCUUUUUGCACUUGCCAACAUAUAUUUCGGAUGACGAGAUAGAGGAAAGAUUGAAAUCGACGAACAUUGAGUUGAUAACGCCUAUUUAUAGGCGAUUCUACAAAGGUACUCACAAUGCGUAUGGAACCAGGUACGCGUGUGUUAAAUUUCCACCUGAUGUAAAGAGUUUACCUUAUUCGAUGACAUUUGACACUGUUGAAGGUGUGGAGUUUUUUCGUGUUUUGCAUGACAGUCAAAGUAUAGUGUGCUGUAACUGUAUGUCAGAUAGUCAAGCGAUUCGAGAUUGCCCUAAUAUCACUUGUUAUUUCUGCAAAGAGAUGGGACAUGUCGUCAGACAUUGUAAGAAAACCUUUCUGUGUCAAAAAUGUGGAAAUAGUUUUGAUGGGUGUGUAUGCAGUAUGAAUGAAUACGACAGCGAGCAUGUGGAUGACAGUGACAGCGACAGUACUGGUGAUGAUGGAAUGCAAGAAGAGACCCAGGCAAGCCAUGAACAAGUCAAAGUUAGCAAGCCUAUGAGGGGUAACCAAGCUGAGGGGAGAAAUGCUCACCAUGAUGCAACACAGAGUUCGUGAUUAAAGGCCCAGCGGAUGAUUCGAUUCGUGGUGUUGUACUAACCAGAAAACAAAAGAGAAAAGCUAUCCGUACAAAAGACGUGGAAGAGAGUGAAUGGACGAAGGAUGAAUGCGGGAAUGUGGUUAAAAUUUAAAAUGUUAUCAUGGUCUUAUUUAAUGGCCAUGUUUGUUACAAAAUACUUAGUUUUUUUCUCCCUUUUUGUUUUCUUUAAAUGUUAAUAGACUAAAUGGGAUUAAUUAAUUACAUUUAGUGUUUGUAAUUAUUUAAAAGUAAAUAUGCUUUAUUGUUUCUUUUUCUGCAUAAAUAUUUUGGAAUGAUAAUUUUAUUUUUAAUAUAUAACUACUUAUGGACGGGAAUGUCAAUUUAAAAUAGAAGAGGUGUGGAUAUUUUUGAUAUACAAUAAUAUUAAAUAUUGUUUAAUUAUAUAUCAUGGGUGGACCAGUUUCGAUGAGAAUAAGCAUUCGAUUCUAAAUCAUAUCAAUAUUUUUAAACAGACCGUUGUUAUGCAAAUAGCUACCUUUUUAUUAGUAUUUCUACGCUUUAAAUGAGCACUAAACUGGCCUCUAUGUAGCAAAGAUCACCGCACGUGCGUCAAAACCUGUAGCAUGCAUCAGCAGUAAAUAUUGUGAACUACGUACCUGUUUCGGUGAGUGAAACCUUCAGUGGUAUAGCUUACAGUCAAAACUUUCCAACACAAAACUUUUCAGUGUUCUAUUAAAACAUGUAUGUUGUUCUUAUAAUAAUUUAUAAAAAAAAUUUUAAAUAUUUUAAGACAAAAUGGAGUCCCCAAGAACCAAUGUUGAACAGACAUUUUAAGAAAACGAAUAUAACAUUUCUGAUGUCUUGCAAUUGUGUUAAAAGUUGAACAAAUUAAUAAUUAUAAUGGUAAAAUUGUUUGGUUAAAAAAUAUAAGCUGCAUUUUGAGUUUUAGUAAAUAUAUAACCAGAUAUCAAGAAAGAUUUUUAUGUUAAAACAUAUAAGGACCAUAUAUUUUUGGCAAGUAUCUGUAAAGUGAAUUUUUCCAGAAGACACCUUGACAAUCAUGUGACUUCAAAUAAUAAAAUAGCAGUACAGCUGAGAACAGACAAAAAAAAGUUUUAAAAAUAUGUUUUCUUUCAAAUAACAUAGAAAAUCAUAGAAAAAAGGUAGCAAGAAAUGUGCCGUGUUUAUGAGUGGGUUAAGUUCGAUCUUGCUUUCUUUGCUCGUUUUAACAUUAUUCCUUCGAACAUUUCUGUGAAUGUGACAGACAUUUGUUUACUUUCCCCAUGCAAAAGCCAACGACGUCAGAAAUCUUCAAAUGUACGUACUGUUGAGCACAAACGACGAAACCACCGAAAUAGGGCCCUCACCGAAACAGGGCGACGGACGAUAUAAGUUUAAUACCUGUGAUAUUAAAGGACGAUUUUAUUUUAAGAUGUGCAAAAAUUAUAUAUAUACUAUGUGAUGGACGUGUGAACAAUCCUUCUAAUAUUUAGGCAUAUAAAUAUUGUGUACUACCAA